This is a messenger RNA of Paraphaeosphaeria sporulosa, 1191 nucleotides long. RefSeq names its product SGNH hydrolase. Gene Ontology annotation, molecular function: triacylglycerol lipase activity. The record is from RefSeq and is a predicted model, not a curated record. Bases 1 to 1191 code for a protein of 396 amino acids. NCBI's taxonomy places the organism in Eukaryota, Fungi, Ascomycota, Dothideomycetes, Pleosporales, Didymosphaeriaceae. Gene Ontology annotation, biological process: triglyceride catabolic process. The transcript is spliced from 2 exons.
AUGUUGCCGCGUAGCCUCCUCCUGCUGCUCACGGCCGCGCUAGCCACAUCCAGCUCAAACACUCCAGAGCAGUCUACACUGGAAGCGCCGCCGUUUACAGAGUUCCCAUGGAUCCAACGCUUUGCAUCGAUAGGCGACUCAUACGCUGCCGGCCUGGGUGCAGGUGACCGCUUGGACUUUUAUUGCUCCCGAUAUGCGAAGUCCUACCCAAACAUCUUACAUACAUCACUUCUCGGGUACAACAAGAACAGAACACACCAGUUCUUGUCCUGCUCCGGACAAACGAGCACCGAGAUCCUCGAAAUUCAAGUGCCUACCUUGAGUGAUGACCUUGACCUUCUAACCAUCUCCGCCGGGGGCAAUGACAUCGGCCUCUCGCCCAUACUUAGCAACUGCGUCUACCAAUUUUACAUGGCCUCCGAAGACGACUGCAAGUCGAGCAUCCAAGAAGCUGCCCAGCGCGUCGCAUCAAAAGACCAACUCUACAAGAACAUUACCACGCUCAUCGACGCCACAAAGCCCAAGAUGAGCCCCCACGGCAUCAUCUACGUGACCGGCUAUGCGGGCUUCUUCGGCGUUGACGACGACACAUGCGACAAUGUCACUUGGGCUGUAUGGUCCACCGUCGAGUCCUCAAAGCAAUAUCUUAAGCUCGAGCUGCGGCAAGCGCUCAAUGCCUUGGUGCGCGCCGUCAACACCGUGCUUGAGGAAGUUGUGGCUGACAGCGGGCCUGGCGUACGCUUCAUCGACUACGAUGCACACAUCGAAGCGCUGCGCGGCCGGUACUGCGAAGCUGGCGUUACGGAGCCUGCACCGAAUCGGCCUGCGCUUGCGUUCUACGAGUGGAAUACUGUGGACAGCGGCGAGGAUCCUAAGAAGCUGCGGAACAGGACGGGCGAGGACGUACCCAAGGGCACCUUCGAGGGUGAUAUCGCGGAGCGCAUUAAUAAGACGUUGAAGGAGCACCCUGAGUGGGAAUUUGAUCCUGAGAAGGGGUUUGUGAACAAGACGAAGGCUGGGGAAGUAAAUGGUGAAGGGGCGAUUGAGAAUACGAUUCAUUGGUUGUUGCCAGAUAGUUGGAAGAGAGUAUUCCAUCUGAGGCCUGAGGGGCAUGGAACUAUUGCUAGGUUAUUACUAGAGGACUUGUUGAGAAACGGGGAUGGAAGAGAAAAGGAGAGACUGGAAUUGUGA